AACGCAACCUGCAACAUCCGGGUAUUUUCCGAGUCCAGUGUUUGGUUUAGCUAGUUUGCAGGCUGUCAAAUUCAAGUGAAUAGGCUGGGGCUUGACACUAAUUUGGCCAUAACAGCUCCGGCCUACAACUUCAAAGGAGGGACAUUUUCAUUAUACUUUACGUCGCCAAAUGAUAAAGUAAUGCAUCCCUGGUUUAGUCAGAACAGGGAGUUCCGCACUUUCACAAAUUGAUGCACAGAGGUGAUUGCUAGCUAGCUAACGUUACCCGCAAACUCCCUCCAUCUCGUCGGUGUUUCUGGUGCGGUCACAGCACCUCUGCUCUGUCUUUACAACUUCAAAACAGGUCUCGCAGAUUUAGGUUUUAAGAGAUACAAUGGGGGCGUUUUUGGACAAGCCAAAGAUGGAGAAGCACAAUGCUCAUGGUGAGGGGAACAGUCUGACCUAUGGCCUGAGCAGCAUGCAGGGCUGGAGGGUGGAGAUGGAGGAUGCGCACACGGCAGUCAUUGGCCUGCCUCAUGGGCUCGACCCUUGGUCCUUCUUUGCUGUCUAUGAUGGGCAUGCUGGCUCCCAGGUGGCCAAAUACUGCUGUGAGCACCUGCUGGAGCACAUCACCAGCAACCCAGACUUCCAGAGCUCUCUGGAGCCCAACGUAGAGAGUGUGAAGACCGGCAUCCGCACAGGUUUCCUGCAGAUUGAUGAGCACAUGCGGAACAUCUCAGAGAAGAAGCACGGUGUGGACCGCAGUGGCUCAACUGCUGUGGGGGUCAUGAUUUCCCCGGGCCACAUCUACUUCAUCAACUGUGGAGACUCCCGGGGUCUUCUGAGCCGUGGAGGAGCUGUGCACUUCUUCACACAGGACCACAAGCCCAGCAACCCACUGGAGAAGGAGAGGAUUCAGAACGCCGGAGGCUCUGUCAUGAUCCAGAGAGUAAACGGCUCUCUGGCUGUGUCCCGUGCCCUGGGAGACUUCGACUACAAGUGUGUGCAUGGCAAGGGCCCCACGGAGCAGCUGGUUUCACCAGAGCCUGAGGUGUAUGCCAUUGAAAGGUCUGCGGUGGAAGAUGAGUUUAUUGUCCUAGCCUGCGAUGGCAUCUGGGAUGUUAUGGCCAAUGAAGAACUGUGUGACUUUGUCAGGUCCAGGCUAGAGGUGACCGAUGACCUUGAGAGAGUCUGCAAUGAAAUUGUUGACACUUGCUUAUACAAGGGGAGUCGGGACAAUAUGAGCGUUGUGCUGAUCUGCCUCCCAGGGGCUCCAAAGGUGACUGCAGAUGCCGUGAAAAGGGAAGCGGAGCUGGAUAAGUACCUGGAGAGCAGAGUAGAAGAGAUCAUAAAGAAGCAGGGAAACGAAGGGGUUCCAGACUUGGUCCACGUAAUGCGGACGUUAGCAUCAGAGAGCAUCCCUAACCUCCCUCGUGGUGGUGAGCUGGCCAGCAAACGAAAUGUUGUUGAAGCAGUGUACAACAAACUCAACCCAUACCGAAGUGACGACACAGACAUCCUCUUCUUCCGGGGUUUCAGCUAAAACAGGACCUAAACCGAUGAUCUCCACCCACCUUUUCCCCUGAGUGUUUGCUGUUGUCUAUUGUCAGAUCCUGAAGUGUUUUAACUAUUAUUUUCUCACACAUAUUUUAUGACUUUGAAUACACCGGCCCCCUUCCUGCCAAAGAGGCUGAGAAUAGUCUGAGAAUCCAUCAGUGAAUCCUCUCCUGUCUGAAUCGAUCACAUAACAUAAUUCCAACCAAUAGGGCUCUAUCCUGAAUUGAGAUUAAUUGGUGCAACCUCUGGUGGUAAUGGCAGAUUUUCACCAUCAUCAGGGGUUUGUGUGCUCACCUCAAGUCAGAGUAUGGCCCAUUGUAAAUUGUGUUCUUGCUGUCUUCCCACUGUGUGUGACGAGUGCGUCAGCUUGGAAAAGGCCAAGACAUUCUAUGUCAUCUCUGGGAUGUUUGACUAAAUAGGAAUGUGGUUAUUCAACAGGAGUCUGGCCUCUUACAGGUUUUAUCUGCUCACUAAAUACAAGAGCAUUAUCAUGGCAACCCAAAGGCCUUUGGCUGUUGCAGACAUAGUGCCCUAUCAUGUCAGGCUAGCUUCUAAACCACAAGACUUGCCAACAGUCUAAAUGGUUCUCUCUUUAUGAUGUACUGUAUUUUGACGAGUGCUUGUAAUGUUUAUUUCAAUGUGUUUGGGUAAAGAACAUCUUGACCAUGUGUCCUGAGCCAGUGUAAAAAAAGAGAUUAGGAAGAGGGCUUCCUCAGACUUGGAACCACACAUAUAACACGCUCAGUGAUUCUCUGUUUGAUGUUUAGUGCCCAACACCUUGUCCAGAGCGACAUUAAUAAACUCGUGAGCAGAUGACA
This is a messenger RNA of Coregonus clupeaformis (lake whitefish), 2354 nucleotides long. RefSeq names its product protein phosphatase 1A. The transcript has 6 exons. Gene Ontology annotation, molecular function: protein serine/threonine phosphatase activity; manganese ion binding; magnesium ion binding. Lineage: Eukaryota; Metazoa; Chordata; Actinopteri; Salmoniformes; Salmonidae. Gene Ontology annotation, biological process: positive regulation of canonical NF-kappaB signal transduction; protein dephosphorylation; positive regulation of canonical Wnt signaling pathway. Gene Ontology annotation, cellular component: nucleus; cytosol. The record is from RefSeq and is a predicted model, not a curated record. The coding region runs from base 374 to 1522 and encodes 382 amino acids.